Molecule: messenger RNA, 3443 nt
Organism: Tachyglossus aculeatus (Australian echidna)
Lineage: Eukaryota; Metazoa; Chordata; Mammalia; Monotremata; Tachyglossidae
Gene: ZNF366
Product: zinc finger protein 366
Exons: 6
Coding region: 18-2351 (777 amino acids)
Source: RefSeq, a predicted model, not a curated record
GGGAAAGAGAGAAUUGGAUGAGAAAGCAGGUAAAGAGCGGGAGGCUACUGCAGCCAUUCAGAUCUCAGCACUUGAUGAGUGUGCCAGGGCCGGCCAACUGGUCAAGGAUCAGAGGGAAGAUUCAGAUUCAGAGCUCGGGAAUUUUGGAGCCUGACCAAGGGAAACUGCCCAAGAUGCAGGAGGAAAUCCAAACGGUCAAGGAAGAGGUGUGUUUCAACAUGAGCACGAGGCUGCCGCCGCCCGCCGCCUUCCCUCCCGGCCCGCCGUCGGGGAGUCCCAGGACGAAGCCCCCACCGAGGGAGGCCUUCCCAGAAAGCUUGGGAGCCCCCUUCUCCCAAUUCCGGUACGAUGCUCCGCCGGGGGAUCCCGGCGGGUCCCGGAAACGGAAGAGUGUGCCCAGCAAGAUGCCAUCCGGGGGCCCCGCGGCCGAGGCCCCACCUGUCCACCCGCCCCCGCUGCGCCCACCACCUGCCCCGGCCUUUCUGGCCCCGCUGGCCCGACCCCAGCCCCCCAAACCCCCAUCCCAGAUGAUCGACCUGUGUAAUGUUGGCUUCCAGUUCUACCGCACCCUGGAGCGCUUCGGGGGCCAGCCGGUCAAACGGGAGCCGGUCCAGCCCGGGGCCCCGUGGCCCCCGCCUCCCUUCCUGCCCGUCCUCCCCUUCCCCUACUACCCCCAGGCCCCCCGCGGCCUGGUGCUCCCCUUCCCGGCUCCCAACCGCCCCGCGGGCCGGCCCCCGCAGCCGCCCCAGGGCCCGGCCCGGCCGGGGCCCCCGAGGGCCGGGGCCGAGGGCGGGCCCCAGGUGGAGCGGGUGGACGUCAACGUCCGGAUCGACGACAGCUACUACGUGGACGUGGGCGGCGAGCAGAAGCGCUGGCAGUGCCCCACGUGCGCCAAGUCCUACACCUCCAAGUACAACCUGGUGACCCACAUCCUGGGCCACAGCGGGGUGAAGCCCCACGCCUGCGCCCGCUGCGGCAAGCUCUUCAAGCAGCUCAGCCACCUGCACACGCACCUGCUGACCCACCAGGGCACGCGGCCCCACAAGUGCCAGGUGUGCCUCAAGGCCUUCACGCAGACCAGCCACCUCAAGCGGCACAUGAUGCAGCACAGCGACGUCAAGCCGCACAGCUGCCGCGUCUGCGGCCGCGGCUUCGCCUACCCCAGCGAGCUCCGGGCCCACGAGGCCAAGCACGAGGCCGGGCGCUGCCACGUCUGCGUCGAGUGCGGGCUGGACUUCCCCACGCUGGCCCAGCUGAAGCGCCACCUGACCGCGCACCGCGGGCCCGUCCAGUACCGCUGCGGUGAGUGCCCCAAGGCCUUCCAGUACCCCAGCCAGCUGCAGAACCACAUGAUGAAGCACAAGGACAUCCGCCCGCACAUCUGCUCAGAGUGCGGCAUGGAGUUCGUCCAGCCGCACCACCUCAAGCAGCACUCCCUCACCCACAAGGGUGUGAAGGAGCACAAAUGUGGGAUCUGUGGCCGGGAGUUCACGCUGCUCGCCAAUAUGAAGAGACACGUCCUGAUCCACACCAAUAUCCGAGCCUACCAGUGUCACCUCUGCUUCAAGAGCUUCGUGCAGAAGCAGACCCUGAAGGCCCACAUGAUCGUCCACUCCGACGUCAAGCCUUUCAAGUGCAAGUUGUGCGGAAAGGAGUUCAACCGAAUGCACAACCUGAUGGGCCACAUGCAUCUGCACUCGGACAGCAAACCAUUCAAGUGCCUCUACUGCCCGAGCAAAUUCACCCUCAAGGGUAACCUGACGCGCCACAUGAAGGUCAAGCAUGGUGUCCUGGACAAAGUGUUUCAUUCUCCAGGUCUCGGAAGGGGAAGGGGGGCCCCGACCCAGACCGCAGGAGCCCUGAGGAGCUUGGAGCAGGAGGAGCCCUUCGACCUCUCCCAGAAAACCCGCACCAAGGGGGUCGCGUUUCAUUCCGACGGAGAGAGCGCCAAGGGCAGCUCAUGCCCCGAGGAGGACGAGGACCACUGCUCCGAGAGCGAGCGGUACAGUCCGGGCCCGUUGGCCCCCGACCAUCACCACCUCCUUUCCAGGCGCCGCGGCCUGCUGAGGAAAGGCGCGAGGCGAGCUCGCCGAGAUGCCCCCUCCCUUCAGGAGAGGGAGCAGGGGCUGAGCCACGGCUUCGAGCAGAAGGAGAAAGAGAGUCAGAGGGCCGAGGGAAGCCAGGAGAGAAACUGUGCCCACAAAGACGACUGUCUGGGCUUCAGACCGUUUCCAGACCCCAGACUUGGCCACUCUCUGUCUGAUUACCUUUACUUCAAGCACAGGAAUGAGAGUCUGAAAGAAUUGCUGGAGAGGAAAAUGGAAAAACAAGCUGUGCUUCUGGGCCUCUAAAUGGACAGUUUUCAUAUCUCGACCGGAAAAUGAGAACUAGGAGAUUCAGAUUCUGCUUUCAGCAAAAGUUCUCGUUUGCUAGAGACGGGGAGUUUGUAAGAAGGCCUUCAAGAUGAACCCCAAUAAACAAUUAAAGACAAAAAUUAAGGUAAAGUGAAUGCCCAUCCAUUUCUCCAUUGGCUCACUACUGCCAGUGCUGGCCUAUAUCUGGGGGAAAAGCCUCUUUGGGAAAAGCCUCUUCGCUUUCUUCCAUUAUUAUUCAAACAUCCUAAGCUGUAUACAUUCCCCUGGAUAUAUAAUUGUAAGCUGACUCUGAAGGGGUUACAGAAGCUUUUAUUUUUCUCUUUCUGGUCACACACACACACACACACAAACACACGCACCCUUUCCCUCCCACCCCCCUUUGUCUAAAUGCAUUAGCAGUUGAGGUGUGUGAUUGCUAAUGGACAUUAAACAGCAGCAAGAUGCUAGAGGUUUCAUGAGGGUGGUGGGCGAUUUUUCAACUAGAGCAGAAUAUCGCUAGGGACUUUAUUAUUCUGAUGAUGAUGUUGGCUAAAGCUACGUGUUAAGCACUGUUCUAAGUUCUGGGGUAGAUACAACUUAAUAGGAUCAGACUCGGUCCCUGUUCCCCGUAGGGUCCGCAAUCUAAGCAGGAGGGAGGACAGACAUUGAAUCCCCACUUUAGAGAUUAGGAAACUGAGGCCCAGAGACACGAAGUGAGUUGUCCAAGGUGGCACAAGGCCUGGAAAUGAGGGAGAUGAAUUCCCGCAAGUCCUCUGUGCGCUUUAAGGCUCAGUUUGAGGGCCAGCAAGCCUCUCCAGAGGGAAAGCGUUGAACAACUCUGGUGUAUUGUCCUCACCCAAGCAUUUAGUACAGUGCUUCGCAUGCAAUAAGUGCUCAAUAAAUAUCAUUGACCUACCACAUACCUCUUUGGAGGCCCCCCCAUGUUGGUUUCCAAACUUCCCAGCCCAAGCCUCAUCCAGGAAUCCAACCUGAGUUCACCUGUAGCAUUAUCCAAAGUCUCUCCCCACCACCGAUGGAGCUGAAAGACCUUGCUAGCUGCAUCUGCGGCACUGGCAUUCAUUCAUUCGU